Rhincodon typus (whale shark) is the source of this 2730-nucleotide messenger RNA. RefSeq names its product coiled-coil and C2 domain-containing protein 1B-like. The transcript has 19 exons. Gene Ontology annotation, molecular function: DNA-binding transcription repressor activity, RNA polymerase II-specific; RNA polymerase II cis-regulatory region sequence-specific DNA binding. Lineage: Eukaryota; Metazoa; Chordata; Chondrichthyes; Orectolobiformes; Rhincodontidae. The record is from RefSeq and is a predicted model, not a curated record. Gene Ontology annotation, cellular component: nucleus. The coding region runs from base 164 to 2470 and encodes 768 amino acids. Gene Ontology annotation, biological process: regulation of transcription by RNA polymerase II.
CCCUGUGGAGAAACGCAUUCACCACUCGGUCCUCCUGAUUAUAUCACGUACGGCGUUCAGUUGGAGGAAGUUGUUGUUUUAAACUCGACAGUUUUUUUCUCCCCCCCCCCCCCCCCCCCUCUCUUGUUAAGUUUCUCGUGGGCUGGCGCCUGCCAGAUGCACCAUGUUUGCAGGAAAAAACAAGAAGCCGCCGAGCAAAGGCCAAGGCGCAGCAACUGCUAAAGAACUUGGCCUGUUUGUAGACUUCUCACCUGAGGAUAUGAUGAUGAAUACAUACGGGGAUGAUGAUGAUGACGACGGAGACCUGGAAGCAGAGUUAGCUGAAAUAACUGGAAAGAAGCCUGUCACUAAACCAAAGCCCAAAGGAAAAUUACCUUUGCCAAUGGACCAUAUAGAACAGAUGGCUGAGGAAUGUCUGAAGGAUAUAGAUGAAAAUGUUGAUGAUGAUGAUUUGGAAGAUGAUGAGGAACUCUUGGCAGAACUGAAGGAAAUGGUUCAGAAAGAGGAGGUGGUGGAAGAGGAGCAGAAACAAUUUGCAAAUCCCUCUGUUCCCACAGAGUCUGGUUUGGAUCCAGUGAAUCAAUGUACUGUCUCUCAGCCUCAGUCAAAUAUAGUUACUGUUAAUACUGGAUUACAAAAUACACUGGAAGACAGACUCCAGAUGUAUAGAAUUGCAAUUAGUAAUGCAAAGCAAACUGGAGAGACAUCAAAACUGAGGCGAUAUGAACGAGGAUUAAAGACGUUGCAGACACUGCUGGUUUCUGCAAAGAAGGGUAAAACGAUAGAGGAAGCAGAAAUUCCUCCCCCAGUUGCAACUGGUAAAAGCAGUGCCUCAGUACUCGAGUCUGAUAGUUUAAAUGCAAAAGAUUUGGAAGAUGGAAUAGCUGAAAUGCAUCAGGAUACCCUAACACCAGCAAAUGAGGUGCUUCUACCUAAACCAAGUGUUACUGCGUUACCUGUGAAGUCUUUAGUGCCUGAGCCUUCAAACAUUACAGCCUCUGUAACUCCUGUUCAGUCCGAGACUGUUGAUGUGUCCACUACUGAUACAGCACAUAAUGACAACCCAGGAAGUGGUGAAACAAAAACAAAAGUAUUAUUGUUUGGGAGACAGAAGGAGUAUAAACUGGCUGCACUGAGAGCAAAACAGGCGGGAGACAUCACACAAGCUAAAGAAUACAUGAAAAUCAGCAAAAAAUUUGAUGCUGUGAUAAAGGCUUUGGACAGCGGGGAGCCUGUGGAUCUGACUAACCUGCCACCAUCACCAACAGCUUUGACAGAUACUUCAGCCCAGGAAAAAUCACUCAAUCCUUCAAGUGUAGUAACUCUUCCGGAUCAGCAGGGAAAGGAUUUGAAAACUGAACAUCAAGUCACUGUAGAAUCCGGCCUACCUCCGCCACCUAAAGAUGUUAUAGAAGCUCUACAUCAAAGAAUGGAGAAAUAUAAGACAGCAGCAGCUCAAGCUAAAGCUGAUGGGAAUGACCGUAAAGCAAGGAUGCAUGAGAGAAUAGCAAAGCAAUAUCAAGAUGCCAUCAGAGCUCACAAAGUUGGAAGGAAAGUGGAUUUUUCAGAUCUUCCCAUACCACCAGGAUUUCCACCAAUACCAGGUGUGGAAGGAGCUUCUGGAGAUCGCAGCAUUGUUGGAACACUUGAAACUGCAUCCAGACUAGUGACUGCGGCAGUUGAGGAGGAGGAGGAGGAGGAGAAGCACGUGGUAGCAGAAGAUGAGCCAGCUACGCAACCUCCUGUUGCAAAGAAGCCAAUAAAGCUUCCAGGUCAUGGAGUACAAACAGCUGAACCAACACUGAUAUUACCAGUUGCAUCAGAGGAAGGACAAUCCCCAAAACCGUUAAAGAAGCCAACACCAAGUGAUCAUUUGAUUCAGCUCGGUUCAGUCGCUCAGCAACAAUUGGAAUUUCUUCAGAAUAGGAAGAAACUGUACAUGAAAGCUGCUUUACAAGCAAAACAAAAGAAGAGCCUGGAACAAGCGAAAAAUUUUCUUAGAAUCGCAAAAGGCUUUGAUCCAAUGAUUGUGGAUGUCCAAAGUGGAAAAUCAAUUGAUAUUUCAAAGGUUCCUUCACCUCCUGAUACUGAAGAUGAUGACAAUGAGUUUGUAAUGGUGUCUUACAAGGAUGUACAGAUUUCAGAAAAGAUGGAUGAAGUGUACACCCACCUUACAAACCUUCUGAAGGAGCAAUAUGAGGUACAUGAUUAUAAUAUACCAAGUCCACAUAAAACAAAUUCCAGUAGUACUGUGUACGUUAGAGAUGUCCUAGAGGACCUGAAUAAGAACAUUAGGCUAUUUAAGUAUUACUUUUCAGGGAUCAUAGCUGCAAUUUUUGAUGGUAGAAAAUCUACUGGUGGUCGAUUGGAACUAAAAGUUCAAAUCAGAGAACCUCUUAAUGGACAAGAUUUGCAAAUUAAUACAGAAAAAUGGCUGGUCCUUGAUCCAGCCACUAGGUCACAGGACUAAAGUAACUGCUUUAACUUAAGGUCAAAGAUAAAAUUUAUGCACUUUUUCAUGACUGCUACUGUAAAAGAACAGAAGAAUCCGUGAAUUGCUGCUAUUAGGAAUGCAAUAUACAUACAAAGCCAAAGAUGUGAAAUAUCUGUUUAAACCUUGUCUUUGUUGGAAACAUGCACGUUGAAAACUACCUUACCUUAAAGAAACAGGGCAGUGGAAUGUAGAAAAUCCACGAUUAUUAUAAAUAAAUAAACUUCCUAUAUUUUAAA